Messenger RNA from Plasmodium fragile, 474 nucleotides. RefSeq lists its product as uncharacterized. The coding region runs from base 1 to 474 and encodes 157 amino acids. The transcript is spliced from 2 exons. The record is from RefSeq and is a predicted model, not a curated record. Lineage: Eukaryota; Apicomplexa; Aconoidasida; Haemosporida; Plasmodiidae.
AUGCCCAGAGAGAAACAGGAAGAAGUCCGCAUAGAACAGGACCCCCUAAUUUUGACGGAAGAUCCUGAGGAGGCCCACAGAAUCAUGUCUGAAACAUAUAUCACCCCCCCAAUUGAUCAAGAAGACGAAGAAAUGGUUUUGUAUGACAGUGAAAUAGACAACUACGAUUGGGAUGAUUUGGAAGAUGAUGACGAAAAUGAAGACGAAAAUGAAGACGAAAACGGUAAAAAGGCUGCAGAGGGUAAAAAGGCUGAAGAAGGUGCGGAAGGACAAAGUGCAACGGGCUCAUCCAAUGACACCACAACAAACAACAGCGGAGACUCUAAUGUUAAAGAAGAAACCGAUAAUGUAGUAUCCGACUUCGUGACCAUUCUGAAAGAAGAUAACGGAGUCGAGGAGUCCCUCAAAGGGUUAGCAGAAGACAUGGCUCAAUACUUUUUAAACCACUUGAACGCGGAAAAUGAGAGUGCCUGA